AUGCAAAAACAUGAAGUAGAUAAUAUCAACAAGAUAUCGAAUGUAGUAGUCCUAAUUAUUAUCAAUCAUGUCGAUGAUAAUGUAGAUUUAGUGUGCGACCAAGAUGCCUUGAAAUCACCUCAACCUCAUCUGAAAAAACUAUCAAUAGUUUGCAAAAGGACUGCAACUCUGUCAUUCAUACCACCUAGUGAAAAGGAACUUGAAAUCACAUCCUUAAAAGAUAGAGUCUCUGGUUAUUUCUGUCUCUUUCAAAUACUCAAGGAUUUGGAUCAAACAAAUUACCAAAAUCAAAUGACCACUCUUCCCAUAACACUUCCAAGAAGUUUACAAGAGUUUAUAUGGAUUCCUACUAGUAUGGCUAGUGAGAAUCCUUCACCAUGUACCCCUACCCUCAAACAAAAAACAAUCAUUCCAGAAUCGGUCAUUGAAUUCAAGUACGUUUCAACUUUUAACAAGAAAACAAAGGUUCACUCUAUUGGUGUUGACAAUGGGUAUACAUUCCCAUUAACUCUUAAAAAACUGACAGUCCAAUUCAUUUAUCAAGAAGGAAAUCAUGAUCUUCGGAUAUUUCAAUUGAACAACCAAACAAAUGUUGAUCAUCUCACCCUAGUUGAAGGAGACUAUAGAGUGGGAUGGUUCAAUUUCCAAGUUGAUAAUCGUCGACUUGAUCGACAAAACAACAACGUAUUGAUUGUUGGUAAAUCACUCUAUGGUGGAAUCAUAAAUCAUUCAUCAACAAAUUGA
This is a messenger RNA of Cavenderia fasciculata, 744 nucleotides long. RefSeq lists its product as uncharacterized. The coding region runs from base 1 to 744 and encodes 247 amino acids. The record is from RefSeq and is a predicted model, not a curated record. Lineage: Eukaryota; Evosea; Eumycetozoa; Acytosteliales; Cavenderiaceae. The transcript is spliced from 5 exons.